CUGCUACAUCAGCCAGAAGCCAUGCUGCUCUUGCUGACCCUUGCCCUGCUGGUGAGCCCCACCUGCUGGGCACACGUUGGCAGACCCUUCAGCACCCCUCUAUGCAGUAAUGAGGAAGUCAAGGGAGUUCGGAUGACUGAGAGUUUCACUGGCUACCUUACAAGCCUCCAGGUAAAACUGGGGGAAAACUGGGAUGUUGUCCAUGGCCAUAAAAGAGGGACUCUCAAGGAAUUCAAUCUGGAUGAGGGUGAAUAUAUCACUGAAGUCCGUGGCUGCCUGAAGAUCAACCUCCGGUACUUGGUCCUGUGCACCAACCUACCUCGCUGUGUCUCAUUUGGGGUGAUGGAUACCCCUGAGUUCUUUUUCUUCCCCCCAAAGAAAGGGCAGGUGCUCAAGGGCUUCAAAGGCUCGACUGGGCUCCUUUUCUUGAAGAGUCUUAGCUGCAUAUGGGGUGAUGUACAUGUUGAUCCAAUCACUGUACCACCAACUGGUACAAACACUACCUCAUCACCAUAAGAUCUGGCUGAGUGUUCAGGCUGGGCCACAGACACACCCACUGAGGCUGUCUGGGUACAGAUGUCCUAACAGUACUAGGGUGACCAAGUUGGGAUUCUGAAUCCACCA
Messenger RNA from Cavia porcellus (domestic guinea pig), 624 nucleotides. It is a transcript of the gene Zg16b, whose product is annotated as zymogen granule protein 16B. Bases 22 to 516 code for a protein of 164 amino acids. The record is from RefSeq and is a predicted model, not a curated record. Lineage: Eukaryota; Metazoa; Chordata; Mammalia; Rodentia; Caviidae. The transcript has 3 exons.